Chelonus insularis is the source of this 927-nucleotide messenger RNA. RefSeq names its product odorant receptor 33b-like. The transcript is spliced from 5 exons. Gene Ontology annotation, molecular function: olfactory receptor activity; odorant binding. Gene Ontology annotation, cellular component: plasma membrane. Lineage: Eukaryota; Metazoa; Arthropoda; Insecta; Hymenoptera; Braconidae. Bases 1 to 927 code for a protein of 308 amino acids. Gene Ontology annotation, biological process: sensory perception of smell; detection of chemical stimulus involved in sensory perception of smell. The record is from RefSeq and is a predicted model, not a curated record.
AUGACUAAUAUCGAUAUGAUUGGAUGUUUGUUAUUCAACAAUGAGGAUCUAAAGUACUUAUACAAUGAGCUCAGUUCACAAUUCGAUGAUUAUAUAAAAGAUAACCGACUAAAAACAACAACUCUAAAGGGAUGUGCUACAUUUUAUCGAUUAUGUAUGGCUGACGUGAUAUUUACAUUAGUGUUUUGUGGUGGUUAUUGCUUAGUUCCUGUCAUUUUCAUAAUUUAUCAAUUUAAUUAUUAUCCCGAAACAAAGAGAAACAUUCUCUUAUAUCCUGCGGUUUACCCUUGGGAUGUUUCUCCAGAUAGUAUUGCUUAUAAAUUGCAAGUAUCGUUUGAGAGUCUUUGUCUUUUUUCAAGCUUUUGUGUCAACGCAGCAGUUGAUUCUCUCUACUCAUUUUAUGUCUUUCAAAUAACGGGAUUAAUUCGCGAGAUUUCAUUCACUAUAUCGAAUAUUGAUCCGAAUGAUAAGUUCGUUAGAACGAUACGUCAGUGCAUCAGUAAAUUUGAUAAGAUGAUUAAAUGCCGGAAUAAGGUCGAAAGAAUUUAUGGACCAAUUAUUAUAUGGCUCAUGGUAUCUAAUGCUGCUGUGCUUUGUACAACGAUUUUUCAACUGACACAUAUCAAAUCGUUAUCAAUAGGGCGAUUAAUUGUAGUAUUUGCUUAUGUUAAUUUAAAAUUGUCACAAACAUUUUUAUAUGGCUGGGCUGGAACUCAAGUAACAAAUGAGAGUGAAAAUUUAAGAGAAGCAACAUACUCAUGUAACUGGAUUGGAACUCCUAAAUUAUCUUCAGCUAUUUGUCUUAUGUUAGUACAGAAACCACUAAAAUUGAUGGCGUUGAAUUUUUUUGUUGUUUCAGUAGACAUGUUUGCAAAGAUUGUUAAUACUACUGUCUCUUACUACUUUUUGUUGAAAACCUUCGAGUAA